AUGGCCAGCGUCACCGAGCAUCUUGAUAUUGCUCCUGCCGGAUUCUUUUCUUGUAUCAGCCGCGGAUUCCUCAAGCAUGCACCUCCGAAUCUUGUCUGUGAUGACUUGAUAUCACAAGCCUUGGACUUUGAACAUCAUUGGGUCACGGAGGAUGGGAAGACCCCUGCUCGCUUGACAGGAAACUUGAAAGUCGUCCCCACAAACUCCUUCGCAGAUUGCCCACCACUCGAUAUCAUAGUCCUUGGAGCUUACGCAGCAGGCUACCAAGUCAGCAAAACAGAAAAACAAUUUCUUCGCAAAGCCUACGCUGAGUGUGCUGCACUCCUUUGUGUCUGCGCGGGAUUUUUACCUGUACUCGCUGCAGGGAUUCUAGAAGGCAAGACCGUCACUGCGCCCAUCCCCAUGCUACCCAUGAUGCGGCAAACGGCUCCUGGAACAAAUUGGAUCAAGAGAAGAUGGGCUCAGGAUGGUAAAAUCUGGACGAGCGGCUCUUUAUUGAAUGGAAUGGAUAUGGUGGCUGCCUUUGGAAGACAUACCUGGGGUGGUAAAGGUACACUGGUUGAUCAUAUGAUUCAAGUUGGAUAUUGGCCUGAGAGGGAUGUGAACUAUGCGGAAGUCACCCGGACUUCGAAGCUUUAG
Molecule: messenger RNA, 639 nt
Organism: Penicillium cataractarum
Lineage: Eukaryota; Fungi; Ascomycota; Eurotiomycetes; Eurotiales; Aspergillaceae
Product: DJ-1/PfpI family protein
Exons: 2
Coding region: 1-639 (212 amino acids)
Source: RefSeq, a predicted model, not a curated record